Crotalus tigris (Tiger rattlesnake) is the source of this 2240-nucleotide messenger RNA. It is a transcript of the gene GHITM, whose product is annotated as growth hormone inducible transmembrane protein. Lineage: Eukaryota; Metazoa; Chordata; Lepidosauria; Squamata; Viperidae. Bases 174 to 1220 code for a protein of 348 amino acids. The transcript has 9 exons. The record is from RefSeq and is a predicted model, not a curated record. Gene Ontology annotation, cellular component: mitochondrial inner membrane.
CGCUGACUCCCUCGCCAGGGCAGACCACGUGAGCCGGAAGAGCCAAUGGCAGCGCGGGAAGGGCGGGCUGCCCUCCCCUGGCCCAGGCGCCACUUCCGGGAGGGCCGCGGCGCCAUCGGGAGAAGGACGAGAGGCGUGAGGCAGCUUUUGUCGUCGACUUGGUUCCCGCAGCCAUGCUGGUAGCAAGGAUGGUGUGCCUUCGGGCUCUCUCUGGCCACAGUCUGCGCUCUGCCGUUGCUCAGGUCUCCCCCGCCGUGAGAAAUUCCUCCCUCAAGACCAAGCAGUGGCUCACGCAGCCUUACCAGGGAUAUGCCUCCAGGGUUCGGACGGGAAUACGCCAAAGAAAAGUCGGUGAAGAAAUGAAAGGAGCAGCUUUUGAACCAUCGAUGGAAACAGCCUUUAAAAUUCACCAGACAGGACGGUGGAUCGUGGCUGGGGGUGCUGCUGUCGGACUUGGAGCCCUCUGUUAUUAUGGGCUGGGGAUGUCCAAUGAAAUCGGCGCGCUGGAAAAAGCCGUGAUUUGGCCCCAGUACGUCAAGGACAGGAUUCGUUCCACUUACACGUACUUCGCCGGGAGCGUGGGCUUGACCGCCUUGUCUGCAGUGGCCGUCAGCAGAUCCCCUGCCAUGAUGGGGCUGAUGAUGAAGGGCUCCUGGCUGGCAAUUGGCGCCACCUUUGCGGUGAUGAUCGGAGCCGGCAUGUUGGUUCGAUCCAUAGAUUACGAACAGAGCCCAAUCCCCAAACACGUGGCAUGGAUGCUGCACGCAGGUGUCAUGGGUGCAGUGGUGGCCCCUCUGACUCUCCUGGGCGGCCCCCUCCUCAUCCGAGCUGCUUGGUACACAGCAGGGAUCGUGGGGGGGCUGUCCGCCGUCGCCAUGUGCGCCCCAAAUGAGAAGUUUCUGAACAUGGGAGCCCCCCUCGGCGUGGGCUUGGGACUUGUGCUCGUUUCUUCUGUGGGAUCGAUGUUCCUGCCUCCGACUUCCAUCUUGGGCGCCGGCAUGUAUUCCAUCGCAAUUUACGGGGGGUUGGUCCUUUUUAGUCUGUUCCUGCUUCACGACACCCAGCAAGUUAUCAAACGUGCAGAGAGUCAGCCGUACCUGGUGGUCGGCAUGCGGAAAUACGAUCCCAUCAACGCGUGUAUGGGCAUUUACAUGGACACCCUCAACAUCUUCAUCAGAGUGGCUACUAUGCUUGCUGGCGGUGGUGGCAGGAAGAAGUAGAUGCAGCUUCACUGACAGGUCACCAGUCAGUUUCUCUUCUUAGUGCAAACUAGAAUAAAAUGUUUGUUGCGUCCAAGCAGCUUUCAUAUAGACGUUUGAUAUUCUAAGUACUCAGUCUUGAACUUCUUCUCGGUCAGCAUGACUUAGGUCUUGGUUUCCAGUUGUAAUUUGUAAAGCAGCCAGUGGAAACCAGUUUGCACGCACCACUCAAAUCACUUUACUUGGAUUGGAGAGGUUUUUGAAACGGAAAAGAAGUUCAUAUCAAUAAAUCUACAUUUAUAGCAAUUGCUAAGUUCUCUUCUCCUUUCAAAAGGUCUGCCCACUCUGGUCUGGCGUCGUAGGCCUAGAAGACCAUGUAUGCUCUUUAGCAAGAAUUGAAUUCAGCUACGGAUUCAGAAACUAUAAAAUCAUUUCAGUGGAAAAUCAGGAAGCUAUCCAAGCAUAUUUGCUACCUGAAAUUGGCUUAUUUUGGACAGACCUCCUGGUGGAAAUUUGAUGUAGAGAGGAACAGUGGAGAGUAGCAAAGAAUUCUUUGUGGGGCUGUGUUCUGCCCCGAAGUCAGGAGGGGCCCUCAUCUUCAGCCAUGUUUUUUUCUCAAAAUCCUCUACCACAGCGUUUCUCAACCUUGGCAACUUUAUGAUGUGUGGACUUCAACUCCCAGAAUUCUCCAGCUAGCGUUGCUAGCUGGAGAAUUCUGGGAGUUGAAGUCCACAUAUCGUAAAGUUGCCAGGGUUGAGAAACACUGCUCUACCAAAUACUAGCGUCCAACUGGCCCUUCCUUUUGAUCAUUGGAGAGGGAUUUCUAAAAGAAUAUUAAGCGGGACUCUACAUGCAAUUCCAGAAUUAUCGGCUGGGGAAAAACAGUUGUACAUAAACCUAUAAGAGAGAAAAUGCAUUCAAAAUGAUGUGAAGAUCCCAGCUUCUGUAACGCUCUCAUUUCGUUCACAGAUACAGCAAUUCUGCAAUGUAUAGUGUCAAUCUAUGUUAUCAGGUCUUAAUAAAUGAAAUCCUUGCACAACA